Molecule: messenger RNA, 2091 nt
Organism: Erinaceus europaeus (western European hedgehog)
Lineage: Eukaryota; Metazoa; Chordata; Mammalia; Eulipotyphla; Erinaceidae
Gene: HADHB
Product: hydroxyacyl-CoA dehydrogenase trifunctional multienzyme complex subunit beta
Exons: 16
Coding region: 141-1568 (475 amino acids)
Biological process (GO): fatty acid beta-oxidation
Molecular function (GO): acyltransferase activity, transferring groups other than amino-acyl groups
Source: RefSeq, a predicted model, not a curated record
CGGGCGGCGGGCAGCCCGCAAUCCCGCAGGCGGACGCCAGGGGUCCUUUCUGGGCAGGACCCACCCCUCGGCCCCGCAAAGUCCUGUCACUCAGGUCCGAGCCGUGGCGGAGAGCAGGAGACGCGAGCAGAGAUUUCAGAAUGACUUCCAUCCUGACUUAUACUUUAAAAACGCUUCCCAGUACAUCAAAAUGGGCCUUGAGAUUUUCUGUAAGAACUCUGAGCUGCUCCUCCCAGCUGCAUGCUGCCCCAGCCGUCCAGACCAGCUCAAAGAAGACCUUAGCCAAGCCCAAUGUAAGGAAUAUCGUGGUGGUGGAGGGUGUUCGCAUUCCAUUUUUGCUGUCAGGCACUUCUUAUAAAGACCUGAUGCCACACGAUUUGGCUAGAGCAGCACUUUCGGGUUUGUUGCAUCGGACCAAUAUCCCAAAGGAAGUUGUGGAUUAUAUUAUCUUUGGCACGGUUAUACAGGAAGUUAAAACAAGCAAUGUGGCUAGAGAGGCUGCCCUCGGAGCUGGCUUUUCUGACAAGACCCCCGCUCAUACCGUUACCAUGGCAUGCAUCUCUGCCAACCAAGCCAUGACCACAGCUGUUGGCCUCAUCGCUGCUGGCCAGUACGACGUGGUUGUGGCAGGAGGUGUAGAAUUAAUGUCUGACGUUCCUAUUCGUCAUUCUCGGAAAAUGAGGAAAAUGAUGCUGGAUCUUAAUAAGGCCAAGACUCUGGGGCAGCGGCUCUCUUUACUCUCAAAAUUCAGAUUGAAUUUCCUAGCACCUGAGCUCCCUGCAGUGGCCGAGUUCUCCACCAAUGAGACUAUGGGCCACUCUGCAGACCGAUUGGCCGCUGCCUUUUCUGUUUCUCGGCUGGAACAGGAUGAGUAUGCACUGCGCUCACAUAACCUGGCCAAGAAGGCACAGGAUGAAGGUCUCCUUUCUGAUAUUGUGCCAUUCAAAGUGCCAGGAAGAGAUACAGUUACCAAAGAUAAUGGCAUCCGCCCUUCCUCCCUGGAGCAGAUGGCCAAACUGAAACCUGCAUUCAUCAAGCCCUAUGGCACAGUGACAGCUGCAAAUUCUUCUUUCCUGACCGAUGGUGCAUCUGCAAUGCUGAUCAUGGCAGAGGAGAAAGCUCUGGCCUUGGGUUACAAACCAAAGGCAUAUCUGAGGGAUUUUGUGUAUGUGUCUCAGGAUCCAAAAGAUCAACUUUUACUUGGACCAACAUAUGCUACUCCAAAAGUUCUAGAAAAGGCGGGAUUAACAAUGAAUGAUAUUGAUGCUUUUGAAUUUCACGAAGCCUUUUCAGGUCAGAUUUUGGCUAAUUUUAGAGCCAUGGAUUCUGAUUGGUUUGCACAGAACUACAUGGGUAGAAAAACUAAGGUUGGAUUGCCUCCAUUGGACAAGUUUAACAACUGGGGGGGAUCAUUGUCUCUGGGACACCCCUUUGGAGCCACUGGUGUCCGGUUGGUGAUGACAGCUGCCAACAGGUUGCGAAAGGACGGAGGCCAGUAUGGGUUGGUGGCUGCAUGUGCUGCUGGAGGACAGGGCCAUGCUAUGAUAGUAGAAGCUUAUCCCAAAUAAAAGGAAGACGGGUGCCUGCAGUCUCUGAGCAACACUCAGUAGGCAAUGCCAUUCCAGUGCAUUCCUAAAUGACACCUAUAGUCCUUUCUCCUCUUAGGAAAGCAAAAUUGUGGCCUUGUAUCAAAUAGUUCGCAGUUAAGCCGUGUCUGUGUUCUUGCGCUUUCCAGUAACCACACCUUACUGCUCUUUCUGGGGUUUCUCAGUCACCAGAAUCUCACAGAGUGUUAUGUUUAAGCACAUUUUUGGUCUUUAUUCCUUAAAAGGUGGUGUGAAUGGUUACACUUUGGGAAGGAGUUUAGCUGAGAUUCGGGGAUCAUCUCUGUAACAUCUGAAAAUCAUAUGCCUCUUUGUUUGUAACCUAAAGAAAAGUGUUUUCUAUAAAAGACAAGCCAAUGUGCCUACAUAACCUAAUUAUCAGAAAGAUAACUCAAAGUCUAAACAUCACUGAAAACUUACAGUAACUGUUUGGCUACGAACACUAUGGGGGUUGCCCACAAUAAAAUGAAAAGUAUUGGAAAGCUGG